Messenger RNA from Scatophagus argus, 1944 nucleotides. RefSeq names its product phosphatidylinositol glycan anchor biosynthesis, class B (gene pigb). Gene Ontology annotation, biological process: GPI anchor biosynthetic process. Gene Ontology annotation, molecular function: alpha-1,2-mannosyltransferase activity. NCBI's taxonomy places the organism in Eukaryota, Metazoa, Chordata, Actinopteri, Scatophagidae. The transcript is spliced from 12 exons. The record is from RefSeq and is a predicted model, not a curated record. The coding region runs from base 508 to 1854 and encodes 448 amino acids. Gene Ontology annotation, cellular component: endoplasmic reticulum membrane.
AUGCGGAAGCGCAGCUAAAACCCGUGAGCGCAGUUCACUCUGUGUUCACUGGAAGUAAAUAUAAAUUCACUGCUGUUUAGUUGAAGUGGUAAAAGUUUAAUACUGUUAUACAUGUAAACGGAAAGAUUAUGCCAGUUAUUCACUCGCAGCACCUGACCAAACAGCUCACGAUUGUUUCGUUUAUAUAAGAUUCAUUGUGCCUGAUUUCCUGGUGUUGAAGAGGUUCUGCAUCUGACUGAGCACACCUGACUUAACAUCCUGACAGGCGUGCUAUGUUGGCAGCAGACUGUCCAGACAAGCCGACAAACACAAUGUCCUGAUGGAGACCAUCCGACCACGUCUGAAAUUUGGGAGCAAGGUCGAAGAAGUGAAACUGAGGAAAAGAAAAUCCCAACUGUACUCAAAGAAAGAUGAAUCUCCUCUGAACAAUGACUCAUCAACUGCUUCCUGGUCCAGACCAGCUUUGUCCCUGAUGAGUACUGGCAGUCUCUGGAGGUUUCCCAUCGUAUGGUCUUCAAUUAUGGGUAUCUCACCUGGGAAUGGAAGGCAGGAAUAAGAGGAUUCGCCUAUCCUCUGCUCUUUGCAUUCACAUACAAGAUACUGCAACUCAUAAACUGCGAUUCAGUUUCUCUUCUGAUAUGGCUGCCUCGAAUAAUUCAAGCGCUCCUUGCUGCGUUUGCAGAUGUAAAGUUCUUCUUCCUCAUACGAACGUUGGAAAGUCGUGACACUGCGACAUGGACAUUCUUCUGCUAUCUGUGCUCGUGGUUCUCGUGGUACUGCUGCACCAGGACUCUGACCAACAGCAUGGAGACCACCAUCACCUGUCUGGCUCUUUUCUACUUCCCCCUCCCGGGGUCCAAAACACACAGCAGUAUAAAAUAUUUGGCCCUGGUCGCCUUGGCUGUGAUUGUCCGACCAACAGCCCUGAUUGUUUGGAUUCCUUUGCUGAUGUACCAUUUUUGGCAGGAAGAUAACAAACUGAGACUCAUCACUCAUAAAGUCAUUCCAUUAGGAGCUGUGGCUGUCAUGAUUUCAACGGUGAUCGACUGUAUAUUCUAUGAAAAGUGGACCAUUGUCCAGUUCAACUUCCUGAAGUUUAACAUCUUCUACAGCGUGGCUGAUUUCUAUGGCUCUCACCCCUGGCACUGGUACUUCACUCAGGGGUUUGCCGUCGUGAUCGGUCCGCAUCUUCCUCUCUUUUUUCAUGGGUGUACCCUCGCCUUCAAGAGAUACAAAAUUCUGCUGGCAGCAGUGGUCUGGACACUCGUGGUCUACAGUUUGCUUCCUCACAAGGAGUUCAGGUUCAUCUAUCCAGUGCUGCCGCUCUGUAUGGUCUUCUGUGGGAUAUCCUUGGCUAAUCUGAAAGCGUGGCGACGAGCUGCUGCUUCCAUCUUGUUAGUGAGUAACCUGACUGCAGCUUUGUACACCGGGCUGAUCCACCAGCGCGGCGCUCUGGAUGUCAUGACUCAUCUGCAGACACUCUGUGACGUCAGCCGCGUCUCCAGCCCCCUGCAGCCAGACGUCCUCUUCCUCAUGCCCUGCCACUCGACGCCUUUUUACAGCCACGUCCACUGUCCGAUGAAGAUGAGGUUUCUCGAGUGUCCUCCGGACCUCGGCGAGGAGGGUUACGUUGACGAAGCCGACAGAUUCUAUGAUGACCCUCUUCACUGGCUCAGGACGUCUUUUCCAUACAAAUCUUCUCUACCAACCCAUGUGGUUUUGUUUGACGUUUUGGAGAAGGAAAUCUCCGUAUUUCUGCAAGCGAAUAACUUUGUGAGGACAGAAGAGAUGUUUCACACUCAUUUUCCUGAGGGAAAAGUUGGCGGAAGCAUCUUUAUUUAUGAAAGGCACUGACAAACACUGGAACAUGGGCAAUUUUUCUUUCUGUAAUGACAAUGAGUCACAUGAGUUAGAUUUGCUACUGAAAUAAACAUUUUACACUAA